UCUCACACCCUGUUACCUACAACAGCCCUGCCUGCCCAGUCACUCCACUGACUUUUUACUGUCUCCAUCUGUUUGUAGGUCUGAUGAUAGCUCGAGAAUUUGCAGAAGACAUAGUUCUGGAUGAAGACACUGCUCACCCUAAGCUCUUUGUGUCAGAUGAUGGGAAACGUGUUGAAUAUUUGUCAAGAGAGAGAGCUGUUCCUGAAAGUCCUGGAAGAUUUACCUCUCUCCGAGCUGUGCUGGGUCGGAACAGCUUCUCCAGUGGGCACCAUUACUGGGAGGUGGACGUAGGAGGGAACGAAAUCUGGACGGUGGGACUGUGCUCGGAUUCAGUCAACAGGGAACUACAUUUUGAGGAUAUUCAUCCUGAGAAUGGUUUUUGGAACAUAAGCAGGACUUUUAAUAAUUACCAGGCUCUUUAUCGAUCCUGUUUUGAUUUUAAGGUUGCAGCACCUCCUUUAACAGUGGGGAUUUUUUUGCAGUAUGAGCAAGGACUGAUCUCUUUCUACGAUGUGAAGCAAUUUAGGAUACUGUAUACUUUCAUAGGCAAUUUCACUCAGCCCUUGAGGCCAUGUUUUUUAUUGAAAUCUCCCCAUGCUGCCCUUACCAUCCUCCCAGUGUGACCACUGGAUGAAUGUGACCUCCCUAGAGCACACUUAAGGGCCUUCCCCAGGCUCAUAGUCAUGGACCAGGACAGCAAGCAGUCAGUAAAGUCCCAGACUGCUUCCCAGCCAUCUGGAAGAUUAAGUGUAAUUCCUGUUAUUUGGACAUUUCCACUGCUCACCAUGCAGCUCAGCUUCCCCUUAAUACACUUCCCUUUUUCCCUGUGAACUUGGAGAAAUGAAGCUUCUUCCUAUUCUCCCUGACUUGAGCAUGAGAUUCUGAAGAGUUGGCUGCUUCCCUCAGUAGAUCACUGCUGUGCAUUUCUCACCAUGCUCUAGAACAGAGUAACGGUAUUUUUAUAUUUCAUCAAUAACUGGCUUUUUGGUAAAAUGAGAAUGAUGCUUAUUUGUAUGUCCAUGUGUGUGCUAGCAUCAGUGCAGAGAGUUCCUAACGAUGGGAUAGCGACAUUAAGAUCGAAUCUUAUCAACAGUACUACU
Molecule: messenger RNA, 1100 nt
Organism: Chinchilla lanigera (long-tailed chinchilla)
Lineage: Eukaryota; Metazoa; Chordata; Mammalia; Rodentia; Chinchillidae
Product: butyrophilin subfamily 1 member A1-like
Exons: 2
Coding region: 84-623 (179 amino acids)
Molecular function (GO): protein binding
Source: RefSeq, a predicted model, not a curated record